Molecule: messenger RNA, 2916 nt
Organism: Parascedosporium putredinis
Lineage: Eukaryota; Fungi; Ascomycota; Sordariomycetes; Microascales; Microascaceae
Source: the annotation of a GenBank genome assembly
AUGGCCACACACGAAAUCCCUUGGGACGAGCUCCCAGAGUUCCCCCUUGCAGAAGAGCUUCUCGCAAAGAACCCUGCGAACCUACCUAAAAACGACAUCCGCGUGCCAGCCGGCGAUAAAAAGACCUACCUCGCGACCCAGUAUUCGCUGAUUCGCCACGAGGGCCUCGAACUGCUUCGUCAAUCCAUCGCCGAAUUCCGCGCCAAGCCUACGAUGAGGGAGUCGUGCGAUACCGCUGUCUAUACCCAGGUCAUCGUCCGAGGAUACCAACUCACCCGUCUCGGGACCUUUUGCCGCAUCAGCUUCUGCCCGAGCCGGGCUGACAAGAGGAUCCGAUGGGCUGCCUCGAACCGCCUCACACCCGGAGCCCUCGUGGCGCUGUCCCCCGUCCAGGACUGCUUUCGGACCAUCUGCAGAGUUGCCGUCGUUGCUCAAAGGCUUCUCGAAAUGGUCAUGAUUGAGGCCAAGUCGGGGUUUUACGAGGCGGUGAGAUAUGCGAUGCUCGGUCUGCAAAGCGCCUCUCUUCUAAAGUCGCGCUUUGAUCGAUAUCUCGUUGCUGGCGAGAAGAAUGCUAGUACAUCUCCGCAAUACCUCAAAGAGCUUCGAUAUCGCGUAAACGUUGCUUCCAUCUGUAACCAGGGACCCAUGACUACGCCGGCUUCUGUGCAGGCAUCAGAAGCAACAUUUGGCGGCCCUGCUAGGAAACCGGCCCCCGUUCACAUCGACAUCACCGCCCCUUUUCCGGAAAACACUCCCUCCGUCACCGGCAUGGAUUUGUCUCAGCUCGAAGCGAUUCGACGCAUGAUAUCUUCCGAGAUUGCCAUUAUUCAGGGCCCACCUGGUACCGGCAAGACCUUUGUCUCGGUCGCCGUGAUCAAAAUCUUGCUCCAGACCCUCGAGGCCAAUGCGCCCAUCAUCAUCUCUGCCCAUACGAACCACGCUCUCGAUCAGCUCCUCAAUCACAUUCGCCAAGCGACUGAUGUCCCCUUUGUGCGCCUUGGGAGACGCUCGAAUAACGAGGUGGUGAACAAUCAUACUUUGUUCAGGCUGCGCCGGGACUCGCGGAAGGGCAAUUCUGGCGCGAGACACAAGAUUAUCGAAUCCCGCCGCAAGAGAAACGCCGCCAGUCUUGAGGCUCUUAUCCGCAGCGUAUCCGAAGGGAGUCUUUUGAAAACAGAUGGGCUACUUAAAUGCAAUCUCAUUACCCAGCAGCACGUGGCUUGGCGGCUUGAUCUUUCCCGCCGAACCCCGCGAUUCGUGCCCACGGCCACGCAGUGGGAAGACGUGCAGGAUCCAGAGGCCCGCGGUGGCCGAGCGAGCUCUCUCGACGACGAUGAGCGCGAUCUCCUCACGGGGCAGUAUAUCCCCAUCACCCAAGAGUUUGAAGUAGACGUGGCCCCGAAGCUGCGCAAGCCACGGCUCUGGGCCACGUUCGAUGAAGUUUUGGCGCAGUGUACCGAUUUAUACAGGGUUCGUCCCGAGUACCGCGGCGCGAUUUACCACCAUCUCCGCCGGAAAUACCUGGCCAUCCGGACUUUCGAGUUGCAAGAGCUCUUGAAAGCCUGCAAAGACGUGGACGCCGAGUCGCUCAAGGUAAAAGCCGAAUCCGACGCCAAGCUCAUCAGGUCCCUCUCGAUCCCCAUCGUCGGGUGCACAACGACCGGGCUCACAAAGUACCGGGAGCUCAUCGGAAAACUAAAGCCGAGAAUCUUGCUGAUUGAAGAAGCCGCCGAGACGCGGGAGGCGAAUAUUUCAUCGGCCCUCGUCGAGUCUCUCGAGCAGCUCAUCCUAGUAGGCGACCACCAACAGCUCGCCCCGAGCACCGACCGCCUCGUCAACCUAGGCAUCGACAAAACCGUGCUCAACGUGCAAAGGCGCAUGAUUCCCGAAAUCCGAUGCGUCCUGCGCGCCAUCUACCCCAAACUCACCGACCACCCCAGCGUCCUCGACCGCACGCUCCGCCCACCCCACGCCACGGCGAACCAGAGCAAGGCCAACCGCGAGGAGGCGGCCAUGGUGGCGGGUUUCGUGCGGUACCUGGUGCAGAACGGCACGGCGCCCGACAAGAUCACCGUGCUCACGUUUUACCGGGGCCAGCGGACGUGGAUCCGCCAGCGCCUCCACCAGGACAGGAUCCUCGGGAACCUCCACCCCACGCGGCGGUACAACGUCUGCACCGUGGACGGGUACCAGGGGAGGAGAACGACGUCGUGGUGCUCUCGCUCGUGCGUAGCCCGGGCGGGGCAGCCGCCGGGCGUCGGGUUCGUGGCGAACCGGAACAGGGCGGUGGUGGCUUGCGAGUGCGCUAACAAGUGCAAGGGGAACAACCUCUCGCGCAACGUUCCUCGCCCGGAGGCGCGGACGUCGGACACGUUUGCUAGUCUUGAUGAGUGGAUGAGGGUAUACGCCCCGGAGCCUGAGGCGUCGGCUUUGCGGUUGCCCGGGGCGGAGCUCAAGUUCUUCGAGGACCAGGACUCUAGUUCGGAGGAUGACGACGAGGGUGGUGCGGAUGGGGAUGAGGGCCGGAGCGGCGGUUCUGAUAGCGGGAUUGCGCAGACGGAGGUUGUUGGGGGUCGAUGGGCGGAUCGAGAGGUUUCGCCGGGGAGUUUGGGGCGGGAAAUACGACGUCUGAGGAAAGCGUGCUGGGUCGAGGUGGGCGAACAAGCGCAGAGGCGACUUAUCCAGGAUGGGACAACUGAAUGCACGACAGAGGAUGGACCUGCUCGCUCGGAGGAGGCCAUGAGCGAGAGAGCCGAGAGCAUAGUUGGAAUCGAUGAGUUUCUCGACCGGAUGGGCACCAACAGGACCUCGGAAGAGUAUGAGCACGAGCACAAGCACGAGCACGAACCGGAGAAUGAGGAAGAAGGCUCGGACUCGGACCGGGAAGGGGAAGCUUAUGCCGAUGGUUUCCACUGA